GAUGGAAUGAGUUUAUGUUAAUGAACUACCGUACCUUUAACUUUAAUUAGUUCAAGAAUGUGUCCGACUAAGGAGAAGAAUUCUGACCACGUAAAAAUAGCAACUUCAAAUUAUUACUUUAUCUCAUAGCCCCUAAUGAAAUAUGCCUAUUCACUUGUUACAUUACUUCCAACCACUUUAGUGUAGACGCUCAUCCUCUUUAGUACCGAAGGUUUUAUGAUUUGUGAAAAGUUCAAAUGCAUAAAUUGCCGCCAAGAUAUUGAUUGAAAGCAUUUAAGAGGUAGGCCUAUGGUCACCGCAAUUUUAAUUUCCAAGCUUGAGAGUGCUAAAAGCCAACGAUUUUGUUGCAAUUGAGAAUGCCAACAUGAAGUGCGGUGUGACAAAGAACAGGUCGUUUUCCUCUUUACUCUUUAGAUGUGUUCGCCGUAUCGGCUCAGUCACUAUUGCCUGUGAUUUUCAGUAAGCCUUAGCCACCAAACAUUUUCUAUAUAAAAAAGAAGAAUGUUUUCAACUACUUUUGCUUGUCUUUUAGUUGCUACGGUCUGUCGCUCUUAUGAAAUUGAAACUGUUAACUGUUACGAGUGUGACUCAGCCGAUAAUAUUGAGUGUACAAUCGAUUCCCCAUUUCUACACAAGAUGAAAACAAUUGAGUGUAAAGGUCUUUGUUUUAAUUCCACGGUGACAGCUCCUAAUAUGGUUGUUGAAGCAAGAGGCUGCAUUUCAAAUUCGACCGAUUGUACUCCAUAUAAUGGAUGUACCACUCAUAAUACGUACAAGUACUGUUUUAACUGCUGUACAACCAACUUUUGCAACACAGCUCACACGAUUUCACCAAUGGAAUUGAUAGGAAUGCUGCUAACGAUUUCCAUGCAUUUCAUCAAUUGGCCAUAUUAAAAAUUUAUCUCCAGCUAAUACUUUAUAAAACUCUUUCAAUUGACUUUUUCGCUAAGCCCCGUCCCUUGUAUAGGCCUACUGUCACUAUAAGGUCUGGUACGAAACAAUACGGAGCUUUCGAUUUGUGCGACGGCGCGACGUUAGAACGGGAUCACUCAUACGCGACCGUCCUACGUUCUCUCUAUACGUACAUUUGGCCAAAUUGCGUUCCAGAAUCUACUCGACAAGGUGACCUUAACGUUCUCGCAUGCACAGAUGACUUUUAGUGACGUCAUUACGUUCUACGUCUAACCGUCGUCGUGCAACCAGGGUGGGGGCAGUGUCCCAACAGGAAGGACGAUUUUCCAUCAUACAAAUCAGAGGGAUACAGAAACUCCAAUUUAGGAAUUUUAAAGUAGUCGAUUUUAGUCUCACAUUUUGUAAAAAUUACAUAGAAUUGUUUUUCCAGCUCUCCCCGAUGAGGGUGGACAGCCACCCCAUGUACUAUCAGUUUAAAACACCAGUUGUCAAGUCUUCAGUUUUCCAAAAAAUUGGGUUAUACAUUAUCAUAAACGAAUUACAGCAGUAGACUAGUUUCUUAUGUGAUUUAACUGCAUAUAAACAAAUCACUAAAAUUUGAGUUUUGAUUACAAAGUGUAUAUUUAACUUGUAGUUGGCUAUCCAUUAUCACAAAAAUGCUAUGUAUACACUCUAUAUUAUGCAAACAUCAACAUUUAGGUUUUUGUUAUACUGUAGUUAAGUAUUUGUAUUUAAUGUAAAUUAGUUAUCUCUACAGUAAUCAUUUAAGUAUACUAUUACAUUAAGGUUGGUUACAUAAAUUGUCUUUGAAGUAUUGUAUAGUAAUUGUUAUUUAGAUUAAAACUACUACACACGCUUACCUCUCCCUCCUCCAUUUCUUUCAUAUAAUAAAACAAACCAGGGAAUUAACUGUUCCCUCAACAAACAUAAGUGAAACAAAAACCACUUAAUUUCUGUAUUUUUUAUUUAAAAACAUGUAAUGAAAAAAUGUAAAUAUCGCUUCCUAAAAUGUAGUAGUAUCUGUUCUUAGUGUUACUGACCACAGUGCAAUGGCAGUACUGUACCAGUAAUAUCUGAGGUUAUCUACCAUUGUGCAAUGUUAAUAAUACAUAAGUAUAUUAAACAAAUAGCUUCUAAUUAAAACAUAAUUAAUUAAAUGUUUUUUACACCUUUGACAAAUUCACAAUGUCAAUGAAUAGAGUGCUUUUUGACCAUGUGAACAAUAUAUACAUAAAAGAAUAGAGGGGAACAUACAUUUUACACAGAUACAUCUUCACCAAAGAUAAAUAAAUUGUUCAUUUCUUUCAAAAAAUU
Molecule: messenger RNA, 2226 nt
Organism: Anneissia japonica
Lineage: Eukaryota; Metazoa; Echinodermata; Crinoidea; Comatulida; Comatulidae
Exons: 3
Coding region: 502-894 (130 amino acids)
Source: RefSeq, a predicted model, not a curated record